GCGGGAGGCGGUACCAACCCCUGCCGCAGGACUUUCUUGGGCCGUCUUGCGUAGAGCGUAGCUUUACCUUGAUGGCGGAAGGGCGUUGAAUGACGGUCGGGCCCCGCCAGCUGCUUAAAGGGGCUCGUUCAACACGGAAGUGUCCCGGGGCUGCAUUGUGCUGCAGCUAGAAUGAAGCACAUCAACCUGUCAUUUGCAGCGUGUGGAUUUCUGGGCAUUUACCACUUGGGGGCAGCAUCUGCACUUUGCAGACAUGGCAAAAAACUUCUGAAGGAUGUCAAAGCUUUCGCCGGGGCGUCUGCGGGAUCCUUGGUUGCUUCUGUUCUGCUAACAGCACCAGAAAAAAUAGAGGAAUGUAACCAGUUUACCUACAAGUUUGCCGAAGAAAUCAGAAGGCAGUCUUUUGGGGCAGUAACACCCGGUUAUGACAUCAUGGCCCAACUAAGAAGUGGAAUAGAGUCGAUUCUUCCUCCCAACGCUCACGAGCUGGCCCAGAACCGACUGCACGUGUCCAUCACCAACACCAGAACCAGAGAAAAUCACUUAGUCUCCACUUUUUCCUCCAGGGAGGACCUCAUUAAGGUCCUCCUAGCCAGCAGUUUUGUGCCCAUUUAUGCAGGACUGAAGCCAGUGGAAUACAAAGGGCAGAAGUGGGUGGACGGAGGCCUCACCAACGCUCUUCCCAUCCUGCCCGUCGGCCGGACUGUGACCAUCUCCCCCUUCAGUGGACGACUGGACAUCUCCCCGCAGGACAAAGGGCAGCUGGAUCUGUAUGUUAAUAUCGCCAAGCAGGAUAUCAUGUUGUCCCUGGCAAACCUGGUGAGACUCAACCAAGCCCUUUUUCCCCCAAGCAAGAGGAAAAUGGAAUCUCUGUAUCAAUGUGGUUUUGAUGACACUAUUAAGUUUUUACUUAAAGAAAAUUGGUUUGAAUAAAAUGCUUAAAAGCUUAUAAUGCAAAA
Mandrillus leucophaeus (drill) is the source of this 959-nucleotide messenger RNA. It is a transcript of the gene PNPLA4, whose product is annotated as patatin-like phospholipase domain containing 4. The transcript is spliced from 7 exons. Gene Ontology annotation, molecular function: retinyl-palmitate esterase activity; triacylglycerol lipase activity. Gene Ontology annotation, cellular component: lipid droplet; cytoplasm; membrane. The coding region runs from base 172 to 933 and encodes 253 amino acids. NCBI's taxonomy places the organism in Eukaryota, Metazoa, Chordata, Mammalia, Primates, Cercopithecidae. Gene Ontology annotation, biological process: lipid homeostasis; triglyceride catabolic process. The record is from RefSeq and is a predicted model, not a curated record.